CGUUGUUUGAUGUCGCUGGCUGACGGCUCGGAGUGCCAUAACGAGAUUCAGGAGAGACAAGCGAGUACGAGAACAGAAGAAAAAUAAAAAUCGAGAUUAAGAGCGGUGAAGUGGAGGAGGAGUGUCGCAGGUGCUUUUAUUCAAAGCGGCUUACAAAAGAAGUCAACGUGAUCAAGUCUGUUGGGACUGUUUGGGAACGAGUGUUACGGGACGAGGAUACAAAAUUGAUCAUCAAAAGUGAAGAACUCAGAAGCACAAGACAUAUAGAAAGGAGCCUCCUUCCCAGUUCACACGACCAUGCGGAGGGGUGUCUAAUGGCCUCCAGGCCACGGCUGUCCACUUGAGAAUAGAAUCUUAGCAGAGAAGAGAAUACACUUUUGGGGGAGGUGGAGAAGAGAUUUACACAGAGGAUGGCCUCAGCCAACAGUGAGAAACUGCCACCGGUUAAACAAGAGAACUGUGAAUGGGGCACACCAGAGAACACGUGUGUGAAGCUGGAGGACUGCGAAGAGCAAAUUUCCGUUUUCAAAGAGGAAGAAGAGUGCAAGGAGGAGUUGCUUGAAGUUAAAGUGGAGGAUCUGGAAGAUUUCUCUCUUCGUCCUGAACCGCAAAAUCUUGAAACUGGGAAUGUUUUCAAGCAAGAGAUUUCCGAAGACUCUCAUUCCAGUUUACAGCAUCGGGUAACUGGCACAGGACAACUGGGUACCCAGCAGAGUUCUCUGGAAGUAAAAUCGGAGUUUUCAGAGUCGGAGGAGAAAAUCAAAGAAGGAAACGGAAGAGAAGCAGAAGAGCAGCCGUCAUCUAAGAGUGCCGAAAUAAAUUUCCAGAGGAAUGGCAGCUUCGUCCCAUCUUCAUUUGCUCAGCCCUCUCUGCAGUGCAGACUUCAACACAAACAGGACAAGAAGAAGAUGAAGAAAUCAACAAGAGGAUCAGAGAAUUUGACCUCAGCCUCUCUAUUUUCCAGUUCUCUUCCUGCUGACAAGCCAACACAGAGUGAAGCCAACAACACUGAAGAGCAACAAGUGGAUGAUGAUUUAUCUGCCAGUCCGGAGUGUGGAAAAACUUUUAAAAACAAAUCUGACUGUAAAGAUAAGUCCAUUCCCCCAACUCCGACAUCAUAUGCCUGUUUAGAAUGUGGCAAACAAUUUCAACAUAGAAACAGUCUAUACAGACAUAAAAGAGUGCACAAUGAUGGAAAACCCACCUGCUGUCUAGAGUGUGGCAAACAAUUCCCCAAUAACAGUGCUCUUCUGCGGCACACACGAUUUCAUACUGGAGAGAAGCCAUACAUCUGUGCCCAGUGUGGUAAAGGAUUCUCAUUUUUAAGUAAGCUUCAUAUCCACAUGAGAGUUCACAGUGGAGAAAAGCCCUAUCGUUGCAGUGAAUGUGGCAAAGGAUUCACACAAAAAAGCGGCCUACGGAGUCACAUCAGAAGCCACACUGGAGAGAAACCUCACUCUUGUUUGGAAUGUGGCAAACGUUUCUGUGAUGGUAGUGCACUUCAGAGGCACAAACGAAUUCACACUGGAGAAAAGCCCUAUGUGUGUUCUGAAUGUGGGAAACGAUUCACUGACAGUAGCAAUCUUCAGAAGCAUACAAGCAUUCACACCACAGUAAAACCGUAUUGCUGUUCUGAAUGUGGUAAAAAAUUCACCGAUAGUGAUGAUCUUCAAAGCCAUGCAAGAGUUCACAACAGAGAAAAAAAAACAUAUUGCUGUUUAAAUUGUGGCAAACAAUGUGCUAAUCCUAGCAGUCUCCAGAGACACAUGCGAGUUCAUACUGGAGAAAGGCCAUAUUCCUGUUCUAAAUGUGGGAAAGCAUUCAGGGAUAUCAGUGCUCAUCGGCAACACACACAAAUUCAUACAGGAGAGAAACCAUAUUGCUGUUCUGAAUGUGGCAAACGAUUCUCAGCCAGCAGUUCUCUUCGACAGCAUGCACGAAGCCAUACUGGAGAGAAGCCGUUUUGCUGUCCUGAAUGUGGUAAACGAUUUUCACACAGAAGAAGCCUCAAUUACCACUCAGACAUUCACACUAGAGAGAAAAGAAUCAAAUCUAAGCUAGCCAUGAAAAAACAAAAGCUGAUACUGUGCCGGGGCACUGAGGUUAACAAGCCUGAUGAAAAGCAACUUCCAGGAUUUCUGGUCUCCCUGCCAAUUACCAUCACUCUCUGCAAGCUACAAGAAGACGCAUCAUUGGGAACAAUUCAGGUAUUACAACAAGGCCUCGCUGACAAUGUGCAGAAAUAACACUUAUGAUGGUGCAACAGAAAUGUUACUGUCUGAAGUGUGACUGUUAGGCCACAAAACCCAUUAGGAGAAAUUCACCCUGAGGGAAUUCUCAUUGGUGUUAAGAAUGUGGGGAAGCGAUUCUUAUAAAAAGGUACACUUCAACAACACAUCAACGUUCAUACUAACUGUAACCUGGCUUCAGAAAAGCUCUUGUGGGUUUUCUCCAUAGUUCACCAACUACUUGAUGGACAGAUAUCGUUAGGCUGUAUUUAUGUUUUGAACUGUCUUGUUUUCCUCUCCGUUUAAACAAAUAUUAUGUGUACUUAUUAUGUAAUUAGUAAAGUUUUCAUUUCCAUUAUACCUGUGAACUUGUCACAGCACCCUACAUCUGCACUCAGGGAAGAGCUGGAGACAAAAAUUAAGUGAACUGCCCUGAAAACCUUCUUGUCAUCUCUAAUGAAGUAACGAGAGCCGAGACCAUCAUAGCCGUAAAAGAAUUCCCAGUGGCGAGAGACCUGCAAACAACACACACGCUGGACAGAUAAAUGAACAUCAGAAGGUGCAAGCAUAGACUUUCCAAAUGUGGAAUUAAACCCUCAAAAUUCAACCAAUGGUGCUGAAAUCAAGAGGACUUCUAAAAUCUUUCAAGCCCAUCUAGACAGGGUGGGACUCGCCAUAUAAAAAACCACCUGAUUGGCGCCCCUGGUGCAGCGGGUGACACCUCAGCACCACACUGGAACAGUAGGAGGUUUUUUUAGUGUGGCUGGAGUGCCAGUCCUGCCACCAACCCCCACAAAAGUUGGACCAGCUCGCAGGGCUGGAUGCAGGUUAACGUCAUGCCCAGGACAAAACAAUUGCAGGUGAAGGGUCUUGCUCGAUGGCCCAACGGGGGAGUAGAGUAAUUUCUGCCAUUUACGGGAUUCAAAUUGGCAACUUUCUGAUUGCCAGCGCAGAUCAACUAACCUCAGAGCCUCCACUCCUCCCACAAGCCCAUCUCCAUGUCCCGCAAGUUACCGUCACCUCCUAUGAAUUACAAAAGGAGACGUACAGGGAAUAAAGAAGGUUCUGGGCCAUGUCCUCAGGGCAAGUGUAAAGAGAACAGCAAUACCUGAUGUAAUCCUAAUUCUUGUCUGGACUGCACGACUUUGUAUGGAAAUCCACCCUGAAAGGAAUUUCCAUGGCAUGGCAAAUAAUGAGAAGCCAAUAGAGACACACGAGAAUCCAUACUGGAGAAAAAAACGCAUUGCUGUUCUGAAUGUGACAAAUGAUUUUCUGUCAGUAAUGGUUUCUUAAAACAUUCAAGAGUUCAAACGCUGCAUUGCUGUUCUAAAUGCCGUAAGAGUUUUUCACAGAUCAGCAAAGUUCCAAAAGAAUUCAAAGUACCAAACAGACCAGCUGAAAUUCUAUAAUAAUUUACCGUCAACCAAAAAUAACCUCAUUGCAGCUGUCAAAACAUCUCACAUCUUGCAUAAAGGAUCUGGAGGAGCUGAGACCCUUAAAGGAUUCUGGAAUUCAGAUGUCUAUCCGAGGAUUGAAUACCCAGAAUGAAGUCCGGCCACCCAGUUAAGAGCAGGAAGAUGAAGUACAGUUGACUUUUCUGUCAAGAUGAUAAUCCAAAGCACACAAGUUUCCACAAAUAGAGGUGAAGAAAACAAGGUUAGAAUGUUGGAUAAACCAACCUGCCCCCCAUUGAGAUGUUGGAACAGAACCUGAAUGGAGUGUUUCAUGCUUUAAAAA
Erpetoichthys calabaricus (reedfish) is the source of this 3965-nucleotide messenger RNA. Its product is annotated as zinc finger protein 501-like. Gene Ontology annotation, cellular component: nucleus. The transcript is spliced from 4 exons. The coding region runs from base 411 to 2246 and encodes 611 amino acids. Gene Ontology annotation, molecular function: RNA polymerase II cis-regulatory region sequence-specific DNA binding; DNA-binding transcription activator activity, RNA polymerase II-specific. Gene Ontology annotation, biological process: regulation of transcription by RNA polymerase II. Lineage: Eukaryota; Metazoa; Chordata; Cladistia; Polypteriformes; Polypteridae. The record is from RefSeq and is a predicted model, not a curated record.